GAGUAGCGCUUCACUCAGCUCCGCCAUGACAGCUGCUUUUUCCGACUCCUCCCACAGCAAGGUCCGACCAAUCAGAGAGCGACGUACCUCAGGCUCCACUAGCCAAUGAGCACAGGCACGAAGACGAACGCUAGGACGCGCGGUGCUUUGUUUGGUUCGUCCUCCUCACCCCCCUUUCCCCGCCUAUCAGCGCUUUCGUUCUAAACGGACAUCCUCCUGAUCCAAUAAAAAUACUAGGUGUCCCUUCCGACAAAUGGAAACGUUCGGUUUCUUUUUUUGUUAAACUCCGCCCCAAUGAGAUUCGAGCUGUGCUAUUGGGUGGUGGGCUUUUGUAUUUGCCCGAAUUAGCCAAUAAAACAGCGUCGGCUCUGUGGCCCACGCUGCCUUAUAAUUGAUUGACAAACGCUCCACCAAUAGAAGGCCACUAUAGGAGGGGCGAUGCUUUCAACUUUCCAGUUAAAAAGAAAAAGAGGGUGGGGAGAAGGAAGGGAGGAAACGGGAUUGACGUCACAUUGAGCUGCUCCGAAGAGCGCGGCGAGUUGAGUGACGGGAGCUUGAGCCAGUCAGAGCUGCAGCGUGGCGGCUGUGGGGGGGAAGGCGGGAGAUUCGAAUUGCAGCCUCCCGAGUUGGCCCUCGGCGCGUCGGGCGGGCGAAAGCAGGUGAGUCGCAUAGAGCCGGGCCGUAACUCGGGUGGUGGGAAGAAGGGCAGCCAGGAUACCUGGCGAGGGGCGGGACCCCGCGGGGAAGGUGGCUAUGGACUUGGCGAGCUUAGCUGGGACUCGGGUCCGCAGAGGUCCCUGCACGGAGAAAGCUAGCAGCUAAGGGAGAAGACCCCCUUUCACCUGACAACUAGCCUUCUACGUGCAAGAUUUAUUAUUAUCAUCAUCAUCAUCACUAUCAUUAUUUAUACCACACAUUUUUUCCUGACAAGGACUUUAAGGUGGACUUUAGCAGAUUAACAUUAUAUGUCCUUUUAAAUGUUGUUGCGGGAGUGGGGUUAUGUGUUUGUUUUUCUUGUGGAUUAUGCGUUCUCAUAUUGUUCAGUUAUUGUGGAUUAUACGUUCUCAUAUUGUUCAGUUCAGUUAGGUUGUGAACUGCCCUGGGAUUUUCCAAUGGAGGGCAGCAUAAAAAUUUAAUAAUAAUAAUAGCAGGAACAGCUAAAACAUAUUGGACGGGAAUCAUUUAAAAAAAUUAAUAGCAUUAAAGUAUAUUUGUGUGUGUAUAAUGUAGUGCUGGUUUUAAUGUACAGUGGUACCUCGGGUUACAUAUGCUUCAGGUUACAGGCGCUUCAAGUUACAGACUCUGCUAACCCAGAAAUAGUACCUUGGGUUAAGAACUUUGCUUCAGGAUGAGAACAGAAAUCGUGCUCCGGCGGCGCGGCAGCAGCGGGAGGCCCCAUUAGCUAAAGUGGUGCUUCAGGUUAAGAACGGUUUCAGGUUAAGUACAGACCUCUGGAACGAAUUACCGUAAGUACUUAACCUGAGGUACCACUGUAUGUGUUUUGGGCUUAAAAUAUUCUGAGUUGCUUUGAAUUGCUGUGGCCAAAAAAAAAGACUACUGGUGAUAGCAUAUGGUGACUUAUAUUAAGGAGUGUUCAGUCAUGUGAGUCCCCUCCACCUGCAGUCUGAGGUUCUGCUACCCCUUCAGUGAGAGCUAUAUGGAAUUUGAGAGGUUUCUACUGGGUGUUGUGGGAAUGCUAAUAUCUUCCUCAGUAUUUCCCCCUUGAUUUAUGCUGGCCGGCAGUGCUAUUUUCCCAGAAAAAGAGGUGCCAGAACCCACCAUGAAUGCUUCCCUUAUUCUCUUAUAAUGGCAAUGGCACCCACCUGAGAGGUGCCGGAACUGAGUUCCAGCUGAAAAAAAAGCCCUUGGCUGGUAAUCUAGAUACCCCUUAAGGGAGACGGUGCCAGGAUUUCAUUAUGGCUUUUCCUAUGCUUUCUUCAUCCUGCAGUGCUUUGAGGUAGCAGGCCUUUUUAAACUGAGGGUAGCCUUUGAUUUAGAAUAUUAUGCUGUUGGUGACCCUUUUCCCGGAUUGUAACUCAACAUGUUGAGUGACUCUUCUUUCUACAGAAGUCUUGGUCAGCAGAAGAAUUGCCCUGAGGAGCUGCUGUGUCCGCUGCCUGCUGUCAUGGGGGCUUCCGAGAGCUCUCCAACAACACCCACCUUCAAGCCUCUGCUGAAUAAGCACCUGCAACACGUUAGCGAUCCACGAUCACCUACAGCUGGGAUCCUGAGAACUCCCAUAGAGGUACAGGGAGACCUUGAUGCCCAUCUUUCAAAGCCUUUCUAAAGCGGCAUGGCUUAGCUUGUUGUCCCUUCCGCUUUCCCCAUCCCUUUCCUGUUGUUUGUUCUAACAUAGUUCACACAGGCUGAGCCAUGCUCAUAUUCAUUGUUCCUUAGGUGGAAAGCUCCCCGCAAGCGAGUCCCCUGACCGAUCCAAAGGACGUUGGCUUGGCACCCAACAACCAGAAUCUUAGCUGUGACCCUCGUUCCCCAACACCUGGUGUCUCGCGUACUCCCGUGAAACCUGUGGAGCCAGGUAAGUGGGGAUGUGAUGCCCGAUAACCCUAAUGAGCAGAGAAAUGGGACCUUUGAUUUUCCUGGCUUGAGAACGGCCGCUCGGCAGAAUGGUUCCCAAGAACCAUGGUGAGAAAUGUUGGCUGCUCUUUCUUCUUUUUGAGGAAAGAGCUGCGUGGACUCAGAGCCAUCAUCUGUUUAGGGAAAUUUCAAAUGUUUGAUGUUUUAUUGUGUUUUUAAAUUCUGUUGGGAGCCGUCCAGAGUGGCUGGGGAAACCCAGCCAGAUGGGCGGGGUAUUAACAACAACAACAUUAUUAUUAUUAUUAUUAUUAUUAUUAUUAUUUAUUGUCUUGCCAAAGAUGGCUCUGCUCUUGUGUUGCCUCAAACUCAGAGGUGAAAACAUGUAGUUCCUGCUGGAGGUUUAUCAAAUAUGCUUCUCCUGGCAUAAGGUUUCACAUUUAUUUAAUUGGUUUAUGAGUCACAUAAAAAAAGUACAGUGGUACCUCAGGUUACAGACGCUUCAGGUAACGGACACGUCACGUUACAGACUCCGCUAACCCAGAAAUAGUACCUCGGGUUAAGAACUUUGCUUCAGGAUGAGAACAGAAAUUGCACGGUGGCAGCGGGAGGCCCCAUUAGCUAAAGUGGUGUCUCAGGUUAAGUUUCGGGUUAAGAACGGACUUCCAGAAUGAAUUAAGUUCUUAACCUGAGGUACCACUGUAUUCUCUAGGCAAGAUGCACAGCAAAAUAGGUGGAAUUAAAACAAACCAUACAACUCAUAUUCUCAGUUCUGUGAUUUUCCUCCUUUCCAGACACCAUAAACUGUCUAGUAAAGCAACUCAGCAGAGUCUUUGUAGCAGAGGACUUGGAGGGAGAUAUCUUUCUGGAGGAGUCUUGCCGUGAAAGCCAGAAGUCUGAAGCUGCCCUUGUGACAGAGGAGGCUUCCAGGGGAAAAGAUUCUCCAGGAGAAGCAUCCCAGGAGAGUCCCCUGUGGGCAGAGGAGAGAAAUGAGCCGCUGCCCUCCAACGCUUCUGCUGCAGCUGCAACAAGAACAGCUCCCCCUGUCGGUGUUCUUCAUCCAACAGGUGAGGUUUUGAUCACUCCAGGCAGUGCCUCUAGUCAGUUGCUGUCAUGGACAGGUUGGAUGCAGAGGAAUGGGGGGAGGCACCAGAGGAACCCCCCAAGCGAAGGUGACUCAGAGCCCAGGAAGUGGCGGUGGGACAACAGUGGGUGGGAGGGAGAAGACUGGGAAGAGUGUCAGUAGCUGAAGAGGUAACAUGGCUUAGUGAGCCGUGAGAGUCUGUGGCCGAGAGAAGUCCAGAAUCAGAGGCGGAUACUGAACAGGAGAGUGGAAUGAGGGAGGCCAAGAGGCAGAGAUGAGUCCAGCAGGUGAAGAGGCACAGGGGUCUCCCCCUCCUGCUGCAACAUACUCCUCUCCACCCUUCUCUCCCAGAACCAGAAGAGGCAUGCAGAGGGUGGAGGUGAGGUUGGUUGCAUGCAGGCGCAGUAUCUGAUCGCUGGCGGGGGGGAGGGAGACAAACCCCGGCGAGGAGGGGGCUGAGGCAGCUGUGGGGAGACAGGGACCCCCAGUCUCAGCAACUGCUUCAUGGGGGCAAGAACUGCCAGAGACGAGUUGCUGUGGUCAUUAGACCUGACACUCCUUUGCAAACUGUGGCUUUGUUGUUGUUGCUGUUUAGUCGUGUCCGACUCUUCGUGACCCCAUGGACCAGAGCACGCCAGGCACUUCUGUCUUCCACUGCCUCCCGCAGUAGCAAGAGUUAAUUCCAACUUGCCUGGUGUGAUUUACUGCUGGCUCGCUCAUGACAGUUCCUGUUCAGAGGGGAGUGAGGGAACAGGAAUUUAUGGGGGCAGUUGGGGUGGGAGGUAGGGAUGUUUGUGUGUAAACGCAUAUUUUUGGGUGUGCAGUUGUAGCAGUGUAAGCUGGUGGUUACUGUGAAAGGUAUGGAGGGAACUAGUGCCGGCCCCCACUCCUGUCAAACAGUGUGUCCCAUGCAUGCAAUUUGCAAAUCAGGCUUGGUUUAAAACUAAAUGCUGGAUAUGAUGAGGCAAGUGUUCCACCUCUGCCAGCUUCCUCUCGGGAGCCCCUGCUCCAAAGGGAAAAUGGAGGAACACAGUGCAAGCUGCUGGUUGGCUGGCGCAGCAAAAUGUGUUCUCAUCUAUCUGGUUGUGUGUCCCAGACCAUGUGGAGGUGGAGAAGGGGUGUGUCUAAGCUCUUGCACUUCCAUUUUGAGAAAUUGUAGAGUUGCCGAGGGUCAUCUAGUCCAACCCGCUGCAAAGCAUGAAUGCUGCGUGCUAAGUUGUCAUUGAUUUGUUCUCUGCCCUUUUCUUUUCAAGGGAGCAGAACGACAAGGCACAGAGCCAGCAGCAAGAUACUGGCAAUGUCAACAGGUGCUGGACGUUCUCCCCUAAGUGUCUUGCAGGACGACAAUUCCCCGAAUUCCCUUGCUUCUCACCAGGUGAUGUAUGGGGAAGGAAGUCUCUCUACUCUUCCACUGACCAUAAAAGCUAGGAGCUCUGACACGCCCCUGCUGUAUUUCUAGGGCUUGGAUUCUCAGUUUCAGCAGUCGGAGCAGAAUUGAUUGCUUGGUGCCUCUUCCAUCCUAUUAGUUUUGUUAUAGUCCCUCCAGCUUCAAGUCAGAUUGUGUAUACGGUUUUUGAAACACCAUUGGAAAAACCUGCAAACCCUCCCAAUAAACUCUGGAGACCCUUUGAAAAAAACCAGCACUUACCAGACGCCAGACUCCACCACAAUUGCCCCCUCCAAACUCCCUUGUUCAAACUCCCAACUCCCCACAGACCUCGAUGGUUGGUGUAAGGGCUCCUGGUAUUGCACUUGCAAAGACUUGUGGGAUUGCUGGUUGCUGUUUUUGCACCUUUUUUUACCUUUCUGGGCUCUUUUUGCCAUUUUAAAAGUCACAUCUGUGUUUGGUGUGUUGCAUCCGCAGCCAUGCAUCAAUUGAAUGAGUGUAAAUUGGGUUGUUGCCUGUACUUUUCUUCCUAAAUGAGUUCUAAGGCACAAAAUAAGAGGCCACCACAAUGGGGGGAACCACUGGGGGAUAAAAUCUCACCACCUUUAUUGUCUAGCUAGACCCUGGCAGCUUGGCCUCCUCUGACAGGGGAAGCACAGCAGGAGAAAUGAGGCCGGUGUGUGUUUCUGUGUCUGUUUGCACUGAGUUCUCGACCUUUUCUCUCUCGCUGGAUAUCUUUUUGGGGGAAGAAUUUUAUUAAAACUUGUAAAUGCCCUCUCUCCCAACUUGUCACUGGUUGUUCCUAUCUGGGGGUGGGAGCAUUUAUGUGCACUGGUGUCUCUCCCACUCCCCAUCUCAACAUGGCAACAUCUUGUUUUUCCUUCUCAGAGUAAGAGGCGACCGUCAGCAGCAGAUAACCAAGGAGAGCGCAGGGAAGGCGUGUUAAAUUCUGGACGGGGCUUCAAAACAGGCUUCUACAGCUGGGAUUCCUUGAACAAAGAGAAUCAGCGUCAUUUGGUUGAAAACUAGUCUCCUUCAGAUGCUCCAGGAAUUCCUGGCCCCUGGAAGCUGCAGGAAGGAAACUCUGAAGACUCGAGGAUUGUGGCCGUAUCGUGGGAAAUACAGCCUUUGCCUCCCUGGCAACUGGUUUCCCCCUCACUGCUUCUGUUCUCGGUAAAGGAGUCGCUCUUUAUAUAGUUCUCUCAUCUCUAGCUUCAUAUUUAUGUUUUAUCUUGUACAGACUCUAGUAGGUAGCUUACCUUCUGAAAUGUCUUUGCUCCUAUCAACUUUCUGUGUUUUCUUUCUUGUGUGGAAAAUAAACUUUCGCUUUUGA
This is a messenger RNA of Podarcis lilfordi (Lilford's wall lizard), 6336 nucleotides long. NCBI's taxonomy places the organism in Eukaryota, Metazoa, Chordata, Lepidosauria, Squamata, Lacertidae. The record is from the annotation of a GenBank genome assembly.